This is a messenger RNA of Dentiscutata erythropus, 679 nucleotides long. Lineage: Eukaryota; Fungi; Glomeromycota; Glomeromycetes; Diversisporales; Gigasporaceae. The record is from the annotation of a GenBank genome assembly.
CGCACAGAAAGUGUCGACGAUUCAUUUUAUACUGAAUAUGAAGAUGUAGUGGGAAAACAUUUAGAAAUAGUUAAAGUAACAAAUAGAUUAUCUGAAUUUUUUCCAGUAUUGAAGUGGUUUCCAAACAAUAGUUUUCAUAAUAAAGUAAUAGAGAAUAGAGAUUGCACUGAAGCUUUUAUCGGGAAAUUAAUUAAGGAGGUUGUGGAUGACAAAGAGAAGAAACCAUGUGUUAUUAGAACUUUACUUUAUAAGAAGGACGAAGGAAUCCUUGAUGAGCUAGACAUUGUUUAUCUAUUAGAUGCGAUGUUUUCUGCUGGAAUUGACUCAGUAGGAGCAAGUUUAACAUGGCUUACUGCUGCUUUAGCUAAUAAUCCUCAAGUUCAGUCUAAAGCUCAUCAAGAACUUGAUCGUGUAAUCGGUCAAUCACGUCUACCAGAUGAUUCUGAUGAACAAAAUAUUCCUUACAUACGUGCUAUAAUUAAAGAAGGGCAAAGAUAUUGUGCACCAAUUUAUCUUGGUGUACCCCAUGGGAUUGAAGAAGAUGACGAAUAUAAUGGAUAUUAUAUUCCGGCAAAUUCUGUGGUAAUUUUAAAUCAAUAUGGGAUUCAUACGGAUGAGAAAAGAUAUGAGAAUCCCAGAGAGUUUAGACCUGAAAGAUUUUUAGGACUUAAUGAAAAUA